AUGAACGAAGGCUCGAGCAUUCCCUGGUUAUCGGACGAUUAUGCGGGACUAGAGACUUUGCCGUUCACUUUUGGAGAUUUGCCUCUUGAGCAGUGCCGACAAUUCGGAAUUAGAUUAUUAAAACGUCAGCAGCAGCAACAGCACGCACCUAAUCAACAGCAGAGGCAACAUCAUCAUCAACAUCAUCAACAGCAGCAGCAGCAGCAGCAGCAGCAGCAGCAGCAGCAGCAGCAGUCGGGGGGAUUGAAAGGCCCGGUUGAGCCGGUGCCGCCACGAUACCAACCCCCACCCCAGCCGAGCUCCAGUAUCCUCAAGAGUCAGGGUCCUUACGGGGGAGCCGGCACAGCUGCCCUCACCCAUCACCAGUUGCAUCAGCUCCAACAGCAGCAUCAGCAGCAAGCGACGAGGCUCGCCAAUCAGGUGAAAGAUGCGGUGCAGAGCAAAUUCGCUCAGAAAGUAGAUUUGCCCCACGCUCAGGCAGCUCGGGCGGAUAAGCUGCAAGCGGGUUUCGCUCUCCAUCAGGGAAAAAGCUUUCUACCGACGUCGACGGUGACGGGUAUCCCGACGACGACAACCACGUCGGCACUCGGAUUGGCACACGUGAAUGGUGUCGCCCUAAAUAUCAACGGACAGAUCGCCGCAAGGCAGAGGAUAUCCGACGAGGAGUUCCUACGAUUAGGGCCCGUCGAGAUGCUCAAGUUCGUCAGGAAGACCGAGAGCGACAUCGCGCGCCUCGCCGCAGAACAGCACCGCCAAAUUCAGAGCCUCAUAAACGAGCUACGAACUUUGAAAGAGGCUAAUCAGCGACUGAACGACGACAAUCAGGAGCUGCGCGACCUCUGCUGCUUCCUCGACGAUGACCGACAGAAGGGCCGCAAACUCGCCCGGGAAUGGCAGCGCUUCGGUCGUUACACGGCGAGCGUCAUGCGCCAGGAGGUCUCGGCCUACCAGAAUAAGCUCCGUCAGCUCGAUAACAAGCAGCAGGAACUCAUAAAGGAUAAUCUCGAGCUUAAGGAGCUGUGUCUAUAUUUGGAUGAGGAGCGCGGCGGCGGUCAGCGAGACGACGGCGACGGCUCCUCCUCGAGCACCAACGCCGACGAAACGGCGCCGGCGCCCGCGAGGCUCCCUCGGCAUGCUUGCUCUACCUUCAAUGACCAAACGAUGCAGUACGUAAGGAGCUUGGAGCAGCGCGUGAAGCAGCUCGAGGAGGACAAGAGCAUCUUGCAAGCCAGGGUGCAGGGCUGGUCAGCGGGUCGAAACGAUGUCUGGGAGAAUCCCAGAAGCCCGAGCGACGACAUGAAUCUCGGGAGUCGGCCGGAGGCUGUCGUUAGGGCGCUACAAGUACUCGAGGUGCGGGAGCAGCUCGAGCGGGAGGCCGGGCACGACGGAGAAAAGGCUCUCGUGAGGGAGAUGUGUAACGUUGUGUGGCGAAAGCUCGAGGAAGGGCCUGCGCAAAAUAGACACUGAUUGACUCUCGAUAAAAUCGCUCGCCAUCGAUUAUUGAACAGUUUUUGAAAAUAAGUACACACACGCCCGCGGAUACACACAUGCGCGCGC
Ceratosolen solmsi marchali is the source of this 1557-nucleotide messenger RNA. RefSeq names its product coiled-coil domain-containing protein 85 (gene Ccdc85). NCBI's taxonomy places the organism in Eukaryota, Metazoa, Arthropoda, Insecta, Hymenoptera, Agaonidae. The transcript has 6 exons. The coding region runs from base 1 to 1467 and encodes 488 amino acids. The record is from RefSeq and is a predicted model, not a curated record.